Molecule: messenger RNA, 1254 nt
Organism: Pecten maximus
Lineage: Eukaryota; Metazoa; Mollusca; Bivalvia; Pectinida; Pectinidae
Product: perlucin-like protein
Exons: 5
Coding region: 443-922 (159 amino acids)
Molecular function (GO): signaling receptor activity
Source: RefSeq, a predicted model, not a curated record
AAUGACUCAUUUCGUGUGCUAUAGAUACUUAUGAACAUAACAGCUUGGCUAUUUUUCAGGUUUGCUUAUUUAUGUGACUAAUUCCAUGCUACAUCUUAACAUAAAUUAACUAUUUAGAAGAAACUGUUAGCAUCUAGUUAUUUUAGGAAUCUACGUGUCAAAACUAACAUUUUGGUAUAUUAGUUGACUAUUUUUGUACAAAUUUGUUCAUAUCUAUUCGUGUUUGAAAUUCAACACUAUUCUACUAUAUAAACGACACUUAAAAAGCAGGACGACAUUGAUACAUCUGGUAAUUCAUCAAGUGGUGUUAUAGAGCAAAGUCUUAGAUCACGACAUUGUAUAAUUCAUGUAACACGAACUGUGAACGUGAGAUAAGCUAUUAUCUCCGAUUCGUCAACGAAACAAGGGUCGGACUGUGUCUGCCGGUUUGUACGUACCGACAAUGGUGUACACAGUACGAUUAGGUCUGAUUUUAACCAGCGUAAUUGUGCAAGUGGUCAGAGGAUGUCCGAACGGUUGGACAGCUUUCAAUGAUUCCUGCUAUUUGAUAUCCUUUCAUAAGGAAGAUUGGUCAGCCGCGUCGACUGAUUGUCACUCCUACCAUGGUUAUCUUGCUGAGGUUUUAGAUUCGAACGAGAAUAACUUCCUGACUGAAUUGGUCACACAAUAUCAAAAACACGAAGACUACUGGUUGGGCGCUACCGACAUAUUUGUGGAGGGAGACUGGCGAUGGAAUGUAAAUGGUCAACAUUUAAAAUACACCAACUGGCAACACGGGGAGCCAAACAAUCUUCACUCCCAUGGCGAGGACUGUUUAGCGGCCCACUAUAGUAGCUCCCGCGUCCAAUGGAGAGAUUAUGCAUGCACGUCGAAACAUUAUUUCAUUUGUGAGACUAGAGGCAGAUGGAUAACGUUCGGCUGAAUGUCAAUCAGUGCCCUUUACAAAAGUAUAUGGUAUCAUAUAAAUAAUUUGUAUUAGUAGUUUUUCCUGUAAUAUGUAUUAACUCCAAACUUGUUUAUAUGCGUAUGUUGAAUAGACUGACGGCAAAAAUCACAAAAUAAUAGAUGUUAUCUUGCUUAAAGUGCACCAUUAUUAAAGAAUAAAUAAAACAAAUUUGAAUCGCACACAAUACAUUGGAGUGGUAUAGAAUGCUUUGCAUUUGAUGAAAUGGAAGCGGGAUAUUUUACUUUAAAUAUAUUUCAAAACAUUGUCCUAUGUACAAACUGAAUUCAAUAAAUUAUCUGUUUUUAUAA